AUGGAACCGGCAAGGCCAUUUUUCACUACUAGCUCUACGACCAGCGAAAGAUUUGGUGAAGAAAUUAGACCCGAUUGUGAUGAAACUGAAGCAGCAUGUACUGCCGAUAUUGUUGAUGAAGAAUAUCGCCCAGAUAGAGUAGAUGAUUUUGUAACUCAACCUGUUUCCCCCGGUACACCACAUGUAGUCACAUCGUCGGAUGGUGGUGAUGAUAUCAUUGAGGAGCCGAAGUCAGGGAUGGAGUUCAAUACGUUUGAAGAUCUGUUGGUCUAUUAUAAACAGUAUGCAAAAAGUAGUGGGUUUGGGGUGAUGACACAAAGGAGUGAGAGGGCUGAUGAUCAAAGUGUCAGAUAUGUCACCCUUGGUUGUGCACGUGGAGGGAAGGCCCGGAUUAAGAGUUCCAAUCCGGCGAACCCACGUCCGACGGGCAAGACUGACUGUAAGGCCCAGAUUAAUGCACUAAGAAUUGAGGGAAAGAUGCGGUUGACAACAGUGAAUAACGCACAUAAUCAUGUAAUCAGCCCACAGAAAUCCCGCUUCUUUCGGUGUAAUCGAGAAGUUAGUGAGACUGUUAAAAGAGUCCUAGACACAAAUGACUUAGCUGGCAUCCGAAUGAACAAGAGUUACGGAUCUCUUAUGGUUGGCGCAGGUGGCUUUGAGAAUCUCCCAUUUUUAGAAAAGGAUUGUCGCAAUUACAUCGAGAAAGCCCGACAUCUGCGACUUGGUGCAGGUGGAGCUGGAGCACUUCGUGAUUAUUUUAUGAGGAUGCAGUUUAAGAAUAACGGCUUUUUUGCGUUGAUGGAUUUAGACGAUGACGGGCGGUUAAAAAAUGUUUUUUGGGCUGAUCCACGUAGUCGGGCAGCCUAUAAGUAUUUUGGUGAUGUUUGUAUGGAUGGAAUAGCUCCGAAGGCUAUUAUUACUGAUCAAGAUAGAACAAUGAAAAAUGCCAUUGCUAUUGUCUUUCCUGAAGCGCGACAUAGAUGUUGCCUAUGGCAUAUACUUAAGAAAGUCCUCGAGAAGCUUGGAUCAUAUGCGACUUACCGACUUGGGUUGAAAACAGAGCUGAUGAAAUGUGUGUACGACACACAGACGAUUGAGGAGUUUGAAAAUUGUUGGGCUGGGUUUAUUAAUACAUACGACUUACAUGAUAAUGCAUGGUUGACAAGUUUAUACAUUGAGCGUGAGCAUUGGACAAACUUGAAAGAGUUUGUAGACCAGUUUGACAAUGCAUUGAAGAAAAAGAUUGAAAAUGAAAAUCAGGCGGAAUUCCAAUCAUUCAGCGGCACCAUUCCCUGCGUAUCAAGAUCUCCAAUUGAAAAGAAAUUUCAAGAGCUGUACACCAACAAUAAAUUUAAGGAAGUCCAACAGCAAGUAAUCGGUCUGAUUGAUUUGGAAAUAUCUCUACAGGCAUCUGAUGGUGUAAAUAGGAGGCAUAUUUUGGCUGCAUUCAAAGCUAAUGGUAUAAAGUCAUUGCCAAACCAGUACAUUUUAGAUCGAUGGAGGAAGGACAUCAAGAGGAGAUACACGUUGAUCCGAAGUAGCUACGAUGCAGGGGAUCAGAUUGCAAACGGUAAUAGACACACAAUCCUGUUGAAUUUGUGUUAUGAGAUGAUAGAUUAUGCGGUGGAUUCAGAUAAGCAAUUUGAAGAUGCAAAGAAAAGGAUUGAGGAGAUGACUGUUACAUAUCGUCAGAACCAGCGCCCCUUAUCUAGUACCCAAACAGGUUUGGUAUCUGGAUGUACGACAAGUCAGACUACAGUUGGUGGGUCCCAACAAGUUAAGAGUCCAGUUAUUGUCAGAGGGAAAGGAAGACCCCCAUCUCUUAGAAGAGCAUCUAGGAUGGAGAUAGACAUGAGGAAGCUUAAAGCCAAACAGAAGAAAACGCAAGUUGGAGGAAAGCGCAAACAGCGAGAUGAGAGGGAUACGGGAUCCAUGGGCACGCCCAUGACUUUGUUUGAUGAGAGGGAUACAGCACCCAUGCUCACUCGAAGGAAUUUAUUUGGGCCAUCAGAAGUAGACCUCACCCAUCCUGUUCAACUGCAGGGAGAAAGCGAAGAUGAUGAUAGUAUUCAGACUACGGGAGAAGAUGCGGGACGCCGUAAGGGGGUUUCUGGAAAGGCAGAUUUCAAAUGA
Molecule: messenger RNA, 2133 nt
Organism: Carya illinoinensis
Lineage: Eukaryota; Viridiplantae; Streptophyta; Magnoliopsida; Fagales; Juglandaceae
Product: protein FAR1-RELATED SEQUENCE 5-like
Exons: 7
Coding region: 1-2133 (710 amino acids)
Source: RefSeq, a predicted model, not a curated record